AUGAUCUAUUCAGUGAGAAAGAUUUUGAGGUUACAUCGUAAGUGCAGUGUGUUUGCUCAUUUUAGUCAACGAACUUCAAAUACUGAUGCAAUUAGCCAAGGAAACCAAAAUGAAAGUGAUAACAAGGACUUUAAAACACUCUUACAGCAGUAUAAAGAUAAAAUUGUGUUCAGUUCUUACCUAGAACAUGAGAAGUUGGAACUGGGUUACUUUAAAUAUCAUAUGAGAACUAUUGCAAGAGCAAAAAAAGCAGAAGCUAAAGAACUUGAAGAAAAAACAUUACCACCUCUACCUAUUUCUUUAAAAUACUAUGUAGAUAAAGAUAGACUUUUAAAUGAGGAUUCUAUUGCACCUGCUGAAGACCCACCUAUGAAAGUAUUUCAGUUGCCUUUCUCUAAUACAACUCAAUUUGAUAUAACACAAGAAGAUGUUAAAAUGCCAAAAAAAAUGCAAGAUGAAGAAUCCAAUGCUGAGUUUGAUAAGUCGUCUAUAAACAAAUGGAUGACAAACUAUGAGUAUUUUGAUGAUACACAACUAUCUAAUACAGAGGAUGCUAGUGAUGAUGAAGAUGAAGGCAGCUUUUGGUGCAAAAAUUAUGGCACUCCGGACCCUACAUUACCUAUCAGUCAGGUUCCCUGUGGAGGCUGUGGUGCUCUCCUACAUUGCAACGAGCCUGCAAUCCCUGGAUAUUUACCGAGUGAACUCUUCAAGGAAAGAGGGAUAGAAGAAUUAAAAAAAAUGGAAUGUCAACGAUGUCAUUUUCUCAAAGAGUAUAAUAUUGCUUUAGAUGUGACUGUUCAACCUGAAGAAUAUGAAAAAUUACUCCAAUCUAUCAGGCAUGUAAAAUCAUUGGUACUGCUCAUGGUGGAUUUAUUAGACUUUCCAUGUUCCAUUUGGCCCGGUAUAGUUGAUAUUAUAGGCACUGAUAGACCUAUUAUGAUUGUUGCAAAUAAGGUUGAUUUAUUACCUGGCGACAGUGUCGGCUACCUAAAGAGAAUCAAACAAUCCCUGCUGUCAGAAAUAAGGAAGACCAAGUUAAAAGAAGCCAACAUCAAAUAUAUAGCAUUGAUAUCAGCUAAAACAGGUUAUGGGGUUGAAGAUUUAAUUUCAGCAAUGUUUAAACUAUGGCUGUAUAAGGGCGACGUUUUCCUUGUAGGAUGUACAAAUGUAGGCAAAAGUUCACUUUUUAAUGCUUUACUACAAUCAGAUUACUGUAAGGUUCAUGCCACUGAUAUAGUGAAGAGAGCCACAGUCAGCAGGUGGCCCGGAACUACAUUGAAUCUUUUGAAAUUCCCAAUCAAUAGACCAUCAGGGUGGAAAAUUCGUCAAAGGAGUAAAAGGCUUCAGUCCGAAGCAAAACUACUAAGAAUAGAACGAGAAAUACGUGACGAGCAAUUGUCUGGAAAAAAUAAAACUGAAGGCCCAUCUUUAAUAGGUCACAUUGGUAGAACUUUUACAGAAUAUAAACUUUUUGAUGAUAAUAUUGCAGAGAAACAACAUUCUUUAACUGUGUUGGAUGAAAAUCAUGAACUUUUCAAGAAAAGUAAAUGGUUUUAUGACACUCCCGGCGUCAUUCACCCCGACCAAGUGCUCUCUCUUCUUAGUACUGAAGAGUUGUUACUGACCAUUCCUAAAAAGCUUAUAAAGCCGCAAACAUACUAUUUGCAUAAGGGUUUCACAUUUCUCAUCGCUGGCUUAGCGCGAGUGGACCUUAUUGAUACGGAAGAGCCUUGUCGCUUUACGAUCUUUUGCUCUAUGAGUCUUCCUAUAACCGUUGUAAAGACUGAAAUGGCUGAUGAAAUCUAUAAUAAAUUCGUUGGCUCCGAAUUAUUUGCUGUACCUUCUGGCGGGUCAGAGAGACUACGUAACUGGCCAGGAUUAAGUAGACACGAAAAUGAUUUGGAAUUCAAAGGAGAAGGCCCUAAGGCAUGUUGCGGUGACAUUGUUUUGUCGUCUAUUGGCUGGGUGUCGGUGACUGCGAAGAAGGACACGUGUUGCUCGGUGGCGGCGUGGACGCCGGCGGCGCGCGGCGUGCACCGCCGAUACCCCUCGCUGUUGCCCUUCUCCGUCAAUAUGAAGGGCAAAAGGAUUCGGGACACCCCCGCGUAUAUGACGGGGAAAGUGUUCUCCGAUGAC
Molecule: messenger RNA, 2136 nt
Organism: Brenthis ino (lesser marbled fritillary)
Lineage: Eukaryota; Metazoa; Arthropoda; Insecta; Lepidoptera; Nymphalidae
Source: the annotation of a GenBank genome assembly